UCGCAUUCAGUUGAUUGUCAGUAUUCGUAAGAAUCUUAAUCGUCAUGCCUGCCAAAGCUCAGACCGCUGGAAAGAAGGGAUCGAAGAAGGCUAAGGCCCCCAGGCCUAGCGGAGACAAGAAGAGGAGGAGGAAGCGAAAGGAAAGCUACGGAAUCUACAUCUACAAAGUUCUGAAGCAGGUUCACCCCGACACUGGUAUCUCAAGCCGUGCCAUGUCCAUCAUGAACAGCUUCGUCAACGAUGUCUUCGAGCGCAUCGCCGGUGAGGCAUCCCGUCUUGCCCACUACAACAAGAAGUCCACCAUCAGCAGCCGUGAGGUUCAGACCGCUGUCCGUCUCCUCCUCCCCGGUGAAUUGGCCAAACACGCCGUCUCUGAGGGCACCAAGGCCGUCACCAAGUACACCACAUCCAAGUGGCCCCAAUCGAGUCUCCAUCUCUGGGACCGCACUUGCACUAAUAUUGAUCCGAUGAUUAACCUCUUACAGAUUAUAAGGUAUUUUGUUCACAACACAAAAAGUGUGGAUCUCAGUUUUGAUCCGUUUCUUAUAUGUUUUCUCUAAUCUAUUUAAAUAACUUUUAUCACUCUCUUUGAAAUCCCUUGAAUAUAUGGCCUUAAAGUCGAAGUUCACCU
Molecule: messenger RNA, 631 nt
Organism: Lytechinus pictus (painted urchin)
Lineage: Eukaryota; Metazoa; Echinodermata; Echinoidea; Temnopleuroida; Toxopneustidae
Product: late histone H2B.L3
Exons: 2
Coding region: 45-560 (171 amino acids)
Cellular component (GO): nucleosome
Molecular function (GO): DNA binding; protein heterodimerization activity; structural constituent of chromatin
Source: RefSeq, a predicted model, not a curated record